Molecule: messenger RNA, 954 nt
Organism: Strongyloides ratti
Lineage: Eukaryota; Metazoa; Nematoda; Chromadorea; Rhabditida; Strongyloididae
Product: Citrate lyase subunit beta-like protein, mitochondrial
Exons: 2
Coding region: 1-954 (317 amino acids)
Biological process (GO): regulation of cobalamin catabolic process
Molecular function (GO): (S)-citramalyl-CoA lyase activity
Source: RefSeq, a predicted model, not a curated record
AUGAAAUUUACAAAAAUUGCAAAGUCAAUCUCAAAUUUUGUACCACGACGUGCCUUAUUUUUUGUUCCUGGACAUGAUAAAAAAUUUUUAGCCAAAGCUCCAAAUUUCAAGGUUGAUUGUUUGGUUCUUGAAUUAGAGGAUGGUGUUGCAAUGUCUUCAAAAAAGCAAGCUCGAGAAAAUGUUGCAGAAUAUUUAAAUGAUUUACCUACUAAAACUCAUAAAUGUUUUGAAUUAGGUGUUCGUGUUAACUCACCUAGUUCUGGUAUGUUAAAAGAUGAUUUAUCAGUGUUAUCUAAAGCUAAACAUACUCCCCAAGCAUUUAUGAUUCCUAAAAUUGAUAGUGUUGAAGAAUUAGCUUAUAUUGCGGAUGCUUUUAGAACUACUUAUGGUGAAGAAAGAAUUAAUAACAAGAAUAUUAAAUUAGUUAUUUGGAUUGAAUCUGCUAGGGCUCUUUUAGAUAUGCCAAGAAUAUUAAAUAACACUUUAAAUCUUCAUUUAAAUACUGGAUUUCCACGAUUAGAUGCUGUAGUAUUUGGUUCAGAUGAUUUUUGUGCAAAUAUUGGAGCAACACGUUCUUCUAUAGGUACUGAAACUUUAUAUGCAAGACAACGUUUUGUAACUUGUUGUAAGGCUUUCAAUUUACAAGCAAUAGAUUCUGUUUUUAUUGAUUACAAAAAUCUAGAUGAUUUAAAACAACAAUCAAUUGAAGGAUUUAGUUGGGGAUUUACAGGAAAACAAAUAAUACACCCAAGACAAAUUGAAACAACACAAAAUGCUUUUUAUCCAAGUGCUGAUAAAAUUAAAUGGGCAGAGGAAUUAAUAGAUUUAUUUGAAAAACAUCAAAAAGAUGGAAAAGGAGCUUUUAUUUUUAGAGGUCAAAUGAUAGAUAAACCAUUAUUAUUACAAGCAAUAAAUAUUGUUGAAAUGAAAAGAAAAAUUGAAGAAAUAAAUUAG